AUGACGACUAUAUCCCAUCAAACCAAAGAGAUCCUUCACUUUCAUUACACCCGUUGGUCAGAUUUCAGUGUUCCUCAAUCUCCUGUAGCAUUCCUUCAAUUCCUGCACCAUGUGAGGCAAUCAGGCUCACUGUUGGACAACGUUGGUCCUCCUGUCAUACACUGCAGUGCGGGAGUAGGAAGAUCAGGGACUCUUUGUCUGGUAGAUUCUUGUCUUGUACAGAUUGAGAAGAAAGGCAGUACCUCGGAAUUGGAUGUGAAGAAGCAGCUACUAGACAUGAGGCGGUAUCGACAAGGUCUCAUUCAGACCUGGCAACAACUACGCUUUUCAUACUGUGCUAUCCUAGAAGGGUCAAAGGUCAUUCUCAGGGAAAAUGACCUAAGUUCAUUAGCAGUAGAAAAUAACCCGGAUGUGGAGUCAAUACCCCCUCCCCUUCCUCCUAAGAGGCCCUCACGCCCUAAAUCCAUGGUGGAUGGACAGACAAUUGCAUACAAGGCUGAAGAGAACAAUAUGAAGAAUAAAGGGAAAGAUGGACAAAAGGGUGGAAUGAAAGAUGGAAUGAAGGAUAGUGUCAAGUCUACAGUCGAUGGUAACUCCCCAAGCCCACCAACAAACUCAAGAGUGGUUGACAGUCAAGCACAGAAUGAACUGAGAAAAAGGAAAUGGGAGGAGAGGGAAGAAAGGACAUUUAAACUCAAUGACAAGAUCUCAGAAAUGAGGCGAAAGCAGAGGAGAGCAGAGUAUUGGCAAGAGAAAAGCAUAUGAAUGCACACAGAUGCAUGCUUACAUGCAUAGAUAUGAACUAGUAUACCUCAGUAAGUGUUACGUGUCUUUGUAUUACCUUUUAAAGUGGUCACUUUAUUUCUCAAGCUGUCUCUCUGUCAACAGUAUUGUUUUAGAAAUAACCAACAAAAUGAGACAUUCCAAUGAUUAUAUAUAUAUUGUAAAGACAUUGGCGGAAACACAUGUGCUUAUUGUUCUUUAGGAGAAGGUCAGAAAAACCCUCAUAUUAGUAAAUAGCAUAUUAGUACUUGAAACCCAACUAAAUAUAACAUUUCUAUCUACCUAUUCAAUCAAACACAGCGUUAUGUGUUAAAAAUAUCAGAUUUUUCGAUCCCAAGAGUUUAUAAGAAUAAUUUUAGCCAUUAACAGAGAUGCAAAUUUGCAGGAUUUGUUUUCCCCUUAAAUUAGGAUUUUGUAAACUUGCAAGAAUGAUAAUGGUAUGUUUUUCAAAGUUUUAAAGAAAAAUGGGAUUUUAGGCUUGAAAAAGAGAUAGAAAUAAAUAAAGAACAGGAUGCUUUAACAAGUUGGCAGCAAACCCACCUGCUAAAAUAAACAGUUUUGGUCAAUGGAACUCCCUAUUUAGCACAUCAGAGCCCUUGUGAUUUUUUCCCCUACAUUAUUACAAUUUUAAACUAUUCGGCAUUGGGUUGAUCUCCAUUGAAUUUCUAAUAAUUUCAUUGUUACUUGAAGAAGAAGAGUAAACUUGUUAAAAUCUAAUUUGAUGUACGUUUGGAGAAACAAAUUAUUAAUGAAAUUUGGAUUUAGAUUUUAUCUCACCCAAUUACAAAAUAUUAAUUUAGCAAGUCAUUUCUGAUUUGGCUGGAUUGAGAAAAGCUGAAUUUUUUUUUCCUUUAAAUUACCAUAUUUUUUAUUAUCCACUUGCACGUUAGUGAGUUGAAAAAUUGAGAUAUUAGAAUGAAAAUGAUGUAGUGCUGGUGCUCUAAUACUAUAAGAAAUAAUGAUUAAUGUUUUGUGUUCUAGUGUUUUAGUAAAAUCUUUGUGUACCUUCAUUUCGGAUAUAUAUUUGAAUAUAAAAGAAAAAGGGAAGAUAAUGAAGUGAUUUAACAGUCACCCAGUAACCCCUUCUUUGUUGGCGUGAAAUUGAUUUUGUAAGGGAGAUAUUGAUUUAAUACUCAAAUUACUGGCUAAAGCGUCAUGUCAAAAGUCUGUGAGCGUUGUUCCAUUGUUUUCUACGGCGAACCCGCUCAGCAUGCUAUUGUCUAUUUUUCUCCACUGCGGUGAGUGCACUUGGCAUUCAAGACUCCAGCGUGCCU
Messenger RNA from Lytechinus variegatus (green sea urchin), 2057 nucleotides. RefSeq names its product tyrosine-protein phosphatase non-receptor type 1-like. The transcript is spliced from 6 exons. Bases 1 to 765 code for a protein of 254 amino acids. Lineage: Eukaryota; Metazoa; Echinodermata; Echinoidea; Temnopleuroida; Toxopneustidae. Gene Ontology annotation, biological process: protein dephosphorylation. The record is from RefSeq and is a predicted model, not a curated record. Gene Ontology annotation, molecular function: protein tyrosine phosphatase activity.